Molecule: messenger RNA, 503 nt
Organism: Perkinsus marinus ATCC 50983
Lineage: Eukaryota; Perkinsozoa; Perkinsida; Perkinsidae
Exons: 1
Biological process (GO): DNA integration
Molecular function (GO): nucleic acid binding
Source: RefSeq, a predicted model, not a curated record
AUCUAAUGAUGGUUAUGUUAUCAAUUCUGUUACCCGUGGUCUAGUUGUACCUCGUGAGUUGAGACGAGAAGUAUGUGAUAGACUUCACUUGUACUUUAUUCAUUUGGGCGCCUAUAAGAUCUACAGGAGUAUCAAGUCGGACUUCGAUGCUGGUCCUCUCUCAGAGUACUUGAAGGCCCAAAAGCGCUGUGUCAUUUGUCAAGCGCAACGGCAGUCUCGAACCGUUAAUCAUACUUUCGGUUCUCAGCUUACCAAAGCAGCUCAGCCCUGGGAACUCUUAGGAAUCGACCUUAUCGGUCCUUUCCGCCAAGAUGAGUUCCGCGCUCCUCAUUAUGAUUCAUUGAUGUCUUUGUUGGUGGUCGACGCUUUAACUGGUUAUGUUACCUACGCUAUUGUUCCCGACAACGCUCCUACCCAUUUAACCCUUAUUGCUUUAGAGGGCAUUUUCCUAGCUCGUGGUUACCCUCUGGGUUUGCUCUCCGAUUCAGACGCUCGCUUUACAA